This is a messenger RNA of Chlorella variabilis, 2694 nucleotides long. RefSeq lists its product as hypothetical. NCBI's taxonomy places the organism in Eukaryota, Viridiplantae, Chlorophyta, Trebouxiophyceae, Chlorellales, Chlorellaceae. Bases 1 to 2694 code for a protein of 897 amino acids. The record is from RefSeq and is a predicted model, not a curated record. Gene Ontology annotation, cellular component: nucleus. The transcript is spliced from 17 exons. Gene Ontology annotation, biological process: regulation of DNA-templated transcription.
AUGCCCGUGAACCGCUACACCGCGCUCUUCAAUGGACAGCGCAGCCGGGGCGGCGCCUCCAGGCAGGGCCCCGCCGCCGCCCCACACGGGCUCGCUGCCCUGCCAGACCGGCCUGGCCUGCCGGGAGGUGCUGUUGCAGAGCCAGAGCGCUUCGCAGCCGCGGCAGCUGGCGCUGCGGCCCCGGCUGGCAGCGGAGUUGGUGCUUCGGCGGCGGCGGCUGCGGCUUCCUCGGGCGCACCCUCUAGGCGAUCAGCCGACGUGCGAGACAGCAAAGUCCAGGAGUGGCUGCAGGUGGCCAACAGGAACCGCAUCGGGCCCAAGCUGCAUGCGCUGAGGGAGGAGCAUCAGAGGGCGGGCCUGCCGCUGGAGCGGUACAGCAUGGCGCAUGUGCACCAGCUGGGCACCGCCCGGCAGGGCUGGGUGCAGCAGCCACGAGUUUACUGCAAGAACAUCCACCGCAAGCGCGACCGCGACGGCAGGAGUGUCCGAUGCGCGCAGUGCACCACCUGCCACUGGUGCAGGCAAAAGACUACCUGCAUGAAGACCCAGUGCUCUGCCUGCCACGGCAACCGAGACAACAUCUAUGGCGGUCCUUAUGCGGGAGUGAUUUGCGGCAACUGCCUGUGGACACGCUUUGCCAACAACUGCGUACGGACUAAGAAUGGCUGGAUCUGCACCGACCAGAUCAACACGGAGGCCACGAGUCUCGGAUACGAGUCGGUGGCUCACUACCUGGUGCUGGCCCAGCUGGAUGAGUCGCUGUGGGCCGACAUUACUGACAAUGUUAACAGCUUACAGCCGAUGGUGGACCGAGCAAUACUUGACCGUGCAGCGGCUGUCAAGCACCAGCGCAGUGCAAAGAACACUGCCUCCAGGCUACAGGAGGAUGCGGCGCCGCUGGUGGAGCGCCAGCUGGCAGCAGUGCAUGCUGCCGUAGGCUUCUCUGCGCAGCGAGCGCUGGAGAUAGCCAACAGCAACCGGCGGCUGCUGGCGCAGCUAGGCUUUGGGCACAGCACUCUUGCGGCAGACUUGCGAGAAGACGAGGAGGAGGAGGAGGAGGAGGAUAUGGCUUCUCCUGGCAGUGAAGUUGCACCAGAUGCGGGCAAGGCCGCAGGUGCCACCACUCGAGCACCUGUGUCUUUUCCAGCAGCCGCUGUGGAUCCCGGCAAGUACAACGUCAACAUGGCAGCGCUGCAAGGCAUUCUCACAGACGCUAAUAAGUGCCUGGCGGAGCCUUUUUUGGCUGACAUGCUGAUCGGGCUGUACAACUUUCUGGCCGGUGUACUGCCUGAUGAUGCUGUGAGGUGGCAGAUUGUGCCGCGCCUACUGCGCCAGGACUGUUUUGUGGACUUUGCCAACAGCGGUCACGCUGCCCGCUUGCUCCUGGUGGAAGGCAUGAUGAGCCUUCUGCAGACGCUGCGCGGGCGCCAGCUGUGUAUCAAGGACACCUGCCAAUCUAUUGCCAGCGCAGUGGCCACAAUGGCAACGGAGCUGCAAGCCACCUCGGAGCUGCUGAGCGAGGUGCUGGAUGCAGAAGAUAGCCCAAUUCAGCAACAUCCCACGCAGGAUUGGCGCAUUGGACCAUAUGUGUAUGAUGCGGAGGAGCGCCGCAAGGAUGUCGGGCGUGUCUUCUCACAGCUUGAAGCCAACUACAGCUUCUCCAACCGCAUGUACCGGUGCUUUGGCAUGGCGCUCAUGGCUGACACGCUCCGGGUUAGUGGAACACACAAGGAUGCUGCCCUCUUUGAUGACGUGGUGCUGGCGCGCCUUGCCGAUUCCCUGCUGACGGACACCGGAAACCAGGGAAACGGCAAUGGCAUGGCCCAGCUGCGGGAUUACGUGCUGGCCACCUUUGUCAGACGCUACCUGGGCCGUAGCCACCUGCGCCACGUCAGAAAUGAGCGCAACGCUGUCAAUGCUGUGCGCUUUUUGCAGGUGUCGCCCAAGUUGCUACCACUCAGCAGCGAGGUGGCAGUGGAUGCCAGCAACAAGCUACUCCACCGCCUGCUGGACCGCCAACAGUACUCUGUUCAGCCGCUGGAGCAGCUGGUGCAGCGGCAGGGCCAGCAGCUGGAGCUAAUGCUGAAAGAGGAGGUGGCAGCAAGCGACGGCGAGCGGGGCAGCACGCAGUUCCGCCCAGCUGACUUCAACUGGACUGCAGCAGGCACAGCGAUGCAGCUCAUUCGGGCGUUUUUGAAGGCUGGCAAGGCAGAAGUCGCUGCGCAAGCCGUGCUCAGCCCCGUGCAGCCAGGCGCGGCAGCAGAUGUUGCGCAGGCGGCAAGCGGGAGCUGGGAGCAGCUGCCAGCUGGCUACCAAUGGGCAUUGGCUUGCAUUCCGGCGCUCGACGCAUUGGUGCCGCUGGGCGAGAGCAAGUUGGGACCGCUGAAGGAGCAGUACAAGGAGCUGCAGAAGGCAGCAUCCAUUGCCAUGCCGGACCGUUUCCGGCGGCGCUCCAAGCAGUCUGGUCGUCAGCUCCAGCAACCAGCAGCACCCACACCAGCAGCACAGCUGCAGCAGCCGGAUGUUGCAGGUCAGCAGCAACAUGUGUCAGAUGCCAGCCAGCAGCCGCAGCGGCACCGCAUGCAUGUCACGCACAAUGUGCAAUUUGAUCGGCUGGGCUUCCUGGAGCCACGCUCCAAGGUGGCUGCGGUGGGCGUGCUGGCCAACUUUGGAAUCACCGCAGAGCUAAGCUGA